GUGACCCGCAAGGACGCGGAGCUGGUAGGCGGGGGCCGGGUCGGGCCGGUGCUCCGCCGCUGUCUGUGACACCCGGGGCGGGUGGGCAGACUCGGCCCCUGAAGAGCCCACCAUGGUGCGCGCGGGCGCCGUGGGGACGCAUCUCCCGGCGUCCGGCUUGGACAUCUUUGGGGACCUGAGGAAGAUGAACAAGCGCCAGCUCUAUUACCAGGUUUUAAACUUUGCCAUGAUCGUGUCUUCUGCGCUUAUGAUCUGGAAAGGCUUGAUCGUCCUCACUGGCAGCGAGAGCCCGAUCGUGGUGGUGCUGAGUGGCAGUAUGGAGCCAGCCUUUCACAGAGGUGACCUUCUGUUCCUGACAAACUUUCGGGAAGACCCUAUUAGAGCGGGUGAAAUCGUGGUCUUUAAAGUCGAAGGACGAGACAUUCCAAUAGUUCACAGAGUGAUCAAAGUUCAUGAAAAAGAUAAUGGAGACAUCAAAUUUCUGACUAAAGGAGACAAUAAUGAAGUUGACGACAGAGGCUUGUACAAAGAGGGCCAGAACUGGCUUGAGAAGAAGGAUGUGGUGGGAAGGGCCAGAGGAUGUCCUGGGGACAGGCUUCGUAUAAAGGAGAGCUUGGAGCUGCUGAUUUACAUAGGACUGGUUGCCUUACCUGGAGCUGCUGAUUUACAUAGGACUGGUUUCCCCUUGGUGAGGUUUUUACCAUAUGUUGGUAUGGUCACCAUAAUAAUGAAUGACUACCCAAAAUUCAAGUAUGCUCUUUUGGCUGUAAUGGGUGCAUAUGUGUUACUAAAACGUGAAUCCUAAAAUGAGAAGAAGUUCCUGGGACCAGAUCGAAAUGAAUUCUGUUGAAAAAGAGAAAACCUAAUAUAUUUGAAAUGUUCCACUUUCUGUAUAAAAGGAAACAAUGUGGAGACGUUUUUGUCUUGUCCAAAUAAAUGAUUCAUCAGUGAA
Molecule: messenger RNA, 952 nt
Organism: Callorhinus ursinus (northern fur seal)
Lineage: Eukaryota; Metazoa; Chordata; Mammalia; Carnivora; Otariidae
Source: RefSeq, a predicted model, not a curated record